Messenger RNA from Purpureocillium lilacinum, 1674 nucleotides. RefSeq lists its product as uncharacterized. Lineage: Eukaryota; Fungi; Ascomycota; Sordariomycetes; Hypocreales; Ophiocordycipitaceae. Gene Ontology annotation, molecular function: transmembrane transporter activity. Gene Ontology annotation, biological process: transmembrane transport. Gene Ontology annotation, cellular component: membrane. The record is from RefSeq and is a predicted model, not a curated record.
AUGACGGGCGGUGGCGUGGACAAGACCGAGUUUGAGGCCCUCGAGGUCGCCCGCGCCGGCGGCCACGAGGUCAAUGCCCUCAUCGACGACAUGGAGCGCCAGCUCGAGGCCAGCGGCGGCCUGGAUCGCGGCUUCUUCAAUGUCGAGUUCCGCGACCCGCGGCACUUUACGUGGCUGCUCGUCGCCUUCGCCAGCAUGGGCGGCCUGCUGUCCGGCCUGGACCAGAGCCUCAUCUCCGGCGCCAACCUCUACCUGCCCAAGGACCUGGGGCUCGACGACCGCCAGAACAGCCUUGUCAACGCCGGCAUGCCGCUGGGCGCUGUCGGCGGUGCGCUGCUGCUGUCUCCCACAAACGAGUACUUUGGCAGGAAGUGGGCUAUUAUGAUUUCCAUUAUGCUGUAUACCGUGGGCGCUGCGCUCGAGGCAGGCUCCAUCAACUUUGGCAUGAUUGUCGCAUCCCGCGUCAUCCUCGGUCUCGGCGUCGGUCUCGAGGGCGGUACCGUCCCCGUGUACGUCGCCGAGACGGUCGAGCGUCGCAUCCGAGGCAACCUCGUCUCUCUGUACCAGUUCAACAUUGCCCUCGGCGAGGUCCUCGGGUAUGCCGUCGCGGCCAUGUUCCUCAAGGUGCCUGGCAACUGGCGAUACAUCCUCGGGUCUUCGCUUGUCUUUUCCACCAUUAUGUUUUUCGGCAUGCUCUUCUUGCCUGAGAGUCCUCGCUACCUCAUGCACAAGGGCAAGACGCUCGACGCGUUCAAGGUGUGGAAGCGCAUCCGCGGCGUUGAGUCGUCCGAGUCCCGCGAGGAGUUCUUCGUCAUGGCGGCUGCCGUGCGUGAGGAGGACACCGAGGUCCAUGAGGGUGCCAAGAACAAGCGCUACCCCUGGAUGGACUUUUUCACUGUUCCCCGCGCCCGUCGCGCCCUGGUCUACGCCAACAUCAUGAUCCUCCUCGGCCAGCUCACGGGUGUCAACGCAAUCAUGUACUACAUGUCUGUGCUCAUGCACGAGAUCGGCUUCGACGCCGAAAAGGCAAACUACAUGUCUCUUGUCGGCGGCGGGUCCCUCCUCAUCGGCACCAUUCCCGCCAUCUUCCUCAUGGAAACGUGCGGCCGCCGCUUCUGGGCCAUCAUGAUGUUGCCGGGUUUCUUCAUUGGCUUGGUGCUCAUUGGUGUCAGCUACCAGAUCGAUCUUGCAACGCACACCAUGGCUGUUGAGGGUCUCUAUCUUACUGGACUCAUCAUUUACAUGGGCUUUUUUGGCUCCUAUGCCUGUCUGACAUGGGUCAUCCCAGCAGAAGUCUACCCGACGUACCUGCGCAGCUACGGCAUGACCACGUCCGACGCACUGCUGUUCCUCGCCUCAUUCAUCGUCACCUACAACUUCACGGCCAUGCAGGACGCCAUGACCAAGACGGGCCUGGCACUGGGCUUCUACGGCGGCAUCGCCGUCAUCGGCGAGGUAUACCAGAUCUUCUUCAUGCCCGAGACCAAGGACAAGACGCUCGAGGAGAUUGACGAGGUGUUUUCGCGGCCAACCAUGGACAUUGUGCGCGAGAACUGGGCGGGCGUCAAGGAGAACAUGUCCAACAUUGCGAGCGGCCGGUUCCAGAAGGUGUUUGCCGACCAGACGAGGAGGAGGCCGAGCUUCCACAGCACGGUGCAGGAGAAGGAGGUUUAG